AUGGAAAAACUCGAAGUUAAGAUAGUGUACAAGAAGAAAGCAAGCCUUGCUUCAUUCUUUAUCCACAACUUAUCGGAGGUGCUGCAACCCACCUGAAAAGUCACUCAUAAAGAAGGAAAGAAAGAUCCUGCUCCAGGCUUGAACAUUGAGAUUAAGUAUCCAGAUGAAGAUGAAAUCUUUGGAGAAAUAUCUGCAGCUAAUUUGAUAUGUGAACAAGCUCAACAUGGUCCAUUGCCCUUCUUUGGAAAAUCAUUAGCAGUUGAUCACUGGAUUGAACUUAUCACAGGAGAAUUUUGAAUAAUGGCUGAAGCUGUAGCCUUCCAGAACGAUAGAAGCAGAAAUGAUGAGAUUAAGGCCAUGAUAAAGGACAUUCAAACAACCUUCGUACCAGAGAUCAACCCAGAUGAGAAAGGCCCAUUACAAGUCUUGCUGUUCUCUUAUUUGUCUCCACUUAAGAAACUACUAAAUGGGAAAUUACAAGCAUUUGUGAAGAAAUUAGGUGACAAUUUGGGCUUAUCUGGUGACGGAGAAUUCUUUAAAAAGACUGAAAAGAAGGUGCAAUACAGUAACUCUAAAGCAAAGCUAGUAAGAUUGAAUAAGGGAAAAGAGAUACUCCCUGUGGCAGGAAAGAGAAACAUCUUGAUCACCUCUGCCCUUCCUUAUGUUAACAAUGUUCCUCAUCUCGGAAAUAUCAUUGGAUGUGUUCUCUCAGCAGAUGUCUACGCUAGAUAUGCAAGAUUAGCAGGACAUAAUGCCAUCUACAUUUGUGGAACCGAUGAAUACGGAACAGCAACAGAGACUAAAGCUCUUGAAGAAGGCAAAAGCUGCCAAGAGAUUUGUGACCAUUAUCACGCCAUCCAUAAGAAGAUUUAUGAGUGGUUUGAUUGUGACUUUGAUCAUUUUGGAAGAACUACUACUGAAGAGCAGACUAAAAUUGCCCAAUCUAUUUUUUGGGAUUGCUACAAUAAUGGAUAUACUUACGAAGACACAGUAGAGCAACUCUAUUGCUCUUCCUGUGACAAGUACCUAGCAGAUAGAUUUGUAGUAGGAGGAUGCUAUCUCUGCCCAUUUGAUGAUGCUAAGGGUGACCAGUGCGAUGGAUGCGGCAAACUCCUUGACGCCAUGCUCUUGAAAAACCCAAGAUGUAAGGUAUGCGGAACCACUCCAGCUCCUAAGGAAGCAACCAAUCUUUACUUAGACUUAAAGAAGUUGCAAGGAAAGUUAGAUGAGUGGGUUGAUGAGUCAUCUGAGAAAGGAAAAUGGAGCAAGAAUUCUAUUUCAACCACCAAGGGCUGGAUUAAGAAAGGACUUGAAGGAAGAUGCAUCACUAGAGAUUUGAAAUGGGGAACUCCAGUCCCACUUGAAGGAUAUACCGACAAAGUAUUUUACGUAUGGUUCGAUGCUCCAAUUGGGUACCUCUCUAUCACUAAUACUUUCACUGGAGACUGGGAGAAAUGGUGGAAGAAUCCAGAAGAAGUAGAGCUAUACCAAUUCAUGGGAAAAGAUAAUGUACCAUUCCAUUGUGUUGUCUUCCCCUCAACUCUUAUUGCUACUGAACAGAAUUGGACUCUUUUGCAUCAUAUCAGUACUACUGAAUAUCUCAAUUACGAAUCAGGAAAGUUCUCCAAGACUAGAGGAGUCGGUGUCUUCGGUAAUCAUGCUGAAGAGACAGGAAUCAAUAGCGAGGUUUGGAGAUACUAUCUUCUUAGUGUCAGACCAGAAAGCAACGACUCACUUUUCAAUUGGGAUGACUUUGCUGCAAGAAAUAACAACGAACUCAUUGCUAAUUUAGGAAACUUUAGUCACAGAGCUCUUGUAUUUACUCAAAAGUUCUUAGAAGGAAAGAUUCCUGAAAGAAAAACUGAACUCCUCGAUGUUGAUAACAAAUUCAUCGCUGAUGUAUUUGAAAUCUUUGAAGAGUACUGUGUCACAAUGGAGGAAGUCCAUCUCAGAGAAGGACUUGCCAAGGCGAUGAAAAUUAGUAAAGCUUGAAAUGAAUACAUGACUUCGACUGAGCCGUUCAAAGUUUAUAAAACUGAUCUGGACAGAGCUGGAACUAUUCUUAAUAUUUUGCUGAAUGCUCUGAGAUUCUUGUCAGGUGUGCUGGAGCCAUUUAUUCCUAGUUUCAGUGCUAAGAUAUAUGAGACACUGAAUUUAGUAAGAACUGAGCAAGACGAAACUUUGAUUGGAGAUUUGAGAGGAAAACCAGCAGACAUCUUAUUAACUUUACUAAAACCAGGCCAUGAAAUAAAGGUUCCAAACCCAAUAUUCAAGCAAAUAUCCGAAGAGCAAUGCGAGGAAUGGAGAAAGAAAUUUGCAGGAAAUUCUGGAUAG
This is a messenger RNA of Moneuplotes crassus, 2334 nucleotides long. The record is from the annotation of a GenBank genome assembly. NCBI's taxonomy places the organism in Eukaryota, Ciliophora, Spirotrichea, Euplotida, Euplotidae.